This is a messenger RNA of Ilex paraguariensis (yerba mate), 1134 nucleotides long. The record is from the annotation of a GenBank genome assembly. NCBI's taxonomy places the organism in Eukaryota, Viridiplantae, Streptophyta, Magnoliopsida, Aquifoliales, Aquifoliaceae.
AUGGAUCGGUCAAAAGUCCUUCAAUCAACGGCCGGGAUCAUCCUGUCGUUUGCCGACUCGCCGUGUUUCUGUCAUCCGAGCCGGAUCUUACACGAUGAACUCGUUAAAACUGCCAAAUCAAUUGCAUCUCCUGGCCGUGGUAUCCUUGCCAUUGACGAAUCAAAUGCAACCUGUGGAAAGAGGUUGGCAUCUAUUGGAUUGGACAAUACAGAACCCAACAGACAGGCGUAUAGGCAACUUUUACUGACCACUCCUGGUCUGGGUGAAUAUAUUUCUGGUGCCAUUCUUUUUGAGGAAACACUCUACCAGUCAACGACAGAUGGGAAGAAGUUUGUUGACUGCCUGCGUGAUGAGAACAUUGUGCCUGGCAUCAAAGUUGAUAAGGGUUUAGUUCCACUACCAGGAUCCAACAAUGAAUCUUGGUGCCAAGGAUUAGACGGAUUGGCUUCUAGAUCCACUGAAUACUAUAAGCAAGGGGCUCGUUUUGCAAAGUGGCGCACAGUUGUCAGCAUCCCUUGUGGUCCUUCUGCUUUGGCUGUUAAAGAAGCUGCAUGGGGUCUUGCACGUUAUGCUGCUAUUUCUCAGGACAAUGGUCUGGUCCCGAUAGUGGAACCUGAGAUUCUUCUUGAUGGGGACCACCCAAUUGAGAGGACACUUGAAGUCGCCGAGCAAGUUUGGGCAGAGGUCUUCUACUACUUGGCAGAAAACAAUGUUACAUUUGAAGGUAUUUUGCUAAAGCCUAGCAUGGUGACACCUGGGGCUGAACACAAAGAGAAGGCUUCUCCCGACACCAUUGCCAAAUAUACUCUGACCAUGCUCCAGAGGAGAGUACCUCCUGCAGUUCCUGGAAUCAUGUUCUUGUCAGGAGGACAAUCAGAAGUGGAAGCAACACUGAACCUGAAUGCUAUGAACCAGACCCCCAACCCAUGGCACGUAUCCUUUUCUUAUGCACGUGCCCUGCAGAACUCUGUGCUCAAGGCAUGGCAAGGACUUCCUGAGAAUGUAGAAGCUGCACAAAAGGCGCUUUUGGUGCGUGCAAAGGCGAACUCCCUGGCCCAACUUGGAAGGUACUCCGCUGAGGGUGAGAACGAAGAAGCUAAGAAGGGAAUGUUUGUUAAGGGCUACACUUACUGA